Molecule: messenger RNA, 669 nt
Organism: Zasmidium cellare ATCC 36951
Lineage: Eukaryota; Fungi; Ascomycota; Dothideomycetes; Mycosphaerellales; Mycosphaerellaceae
Exons: 2
Coding region: 1-669 (222 amino acids)
Source: RefSeq, a predicted model, not a curated record
AUGUCCAACGUCCACGUCUCCAAUCAUCCAUGCGCGAAGGCGAAGCUCUCGCUUCUACGAUCCGCCUCAACCAAUGCCAAAGACACGAAGAACUUGGUCCACGAGAUCGCAACUAUUGUGGCGUGCGAUGCCUUCGCCAGCGGCCUCGCUGUGCAGCAGACUGGAACGGAUCAGUCUCCACUUGGAUAUGACUACACCACCGAAGACGUCUCGCCGAAGAACAUAAGCCUCGUUCCUAUCUUACGAUCGGGGUUGAGUAUGGUCGACGCUGUCCAAGCACUCCUGCCGUCGCCGGUGUCCGUCCACCACCUGGGCAUGUAUCGAGAAGAGAGCACGCUGCAGCCGGUGGAGUAUUACAACAAUUUGCCGUAUCACAAAGCGGGCGACGAGGAUAGCGUUGCCGAGCUGGCCAUCAUCGUGGAUCCUAUCAUCGCUACGGGCUCAACAGUAUGCGCUGCGAUCGAGACGCUGAGAGAUUGGGGGGUGAAGCGGAUCAUCUCGAUAAACAUCCUUGCCAGCGAGACCGGUCUUCAAAGAGCUGCAGAGGCAUGGCCGGAGGGUGUCGAGCUGUGGGUUGGAGGAGUAGACAAGGAGACAGAUGCUCGAGGUAUGAUCGAACCCGGCCUGGGAGAUAUCGGCGACCGAUUGUACUUGACCAUGGGCAAAUAA